Suillus subaureus is the source of this 477-nucleotide messenger RNA. RefSeq lists its product as uncharacterized. The record is from RefSeq and is a predicted model, not a curated record. Bases 1 to 477 code for a protein of 158 amino acids. The transcript is spliced from 4 exons. NCBI's taxonomy places the organism in Eukaryota, Fungi, Basidiomycota, Agaricomycetes, Boletales, Suillaceae.
AUGAAUGUAAGGACGAGUGCCAAAAAGCAACAAUAUUCAAAGUGUUGCAAGCAACUCACUGAUCCAACUACACUCAAACUACUGCUAGAUCUCGAACCCAUCUGCACCAAUAUUGCAAGAGUAUUUGACAAUCACAUGAUAGAUGGUAGCCUCAAUACCAAGAUUGAUGAAGGUAGAAUAUGGGCAGGAGUGGAAGUGCUGAUGGACAGAGGUGGUGGCUUGAGCAUUGGCAGAGGUGAAUGUGGAAGAGGUGGAGGCCCCACUGGGGUUAUGGAAGAGAGUGAAGGGAUGGUUGGGGCACUGGAAUCAAAACCGAAUGCAUUGUUCGAGUGCAGCAUGACUGCUGGCCAUAUCAAUAGUGCCCUCAUCUUGGCAAUUUGGUGUUUGGGGGAUGCAGAGUCUGGGAGGUGUGAGUGCAUAACUGGGUGGAAGAAGGAACUUGGCAUUUGGGGGUUGCAUAAUGAAGUGGGCACAUAA